CACAGCGGUGCGUACUCUUAGUUGUUUCCCCUUACGCGAACGGAACGGACGUGUGUGCCCGUACUUGCGUGGCCAAAACUCAUCGUUUCAGUGUUGUAGCGUUUGUUCAUCUUGACUGCUGCUGCUGCUGCUGCUGUACCGUGUUAUACUCUGUUUUCACCCGGAGCGCAGGGAGCAAAAAGGGACCUGGUAGAAAGAUGUUCGCCUCACCGUGUCUACACUAACGGGUGCGUGUUUGUGUAUACAGUCAGUUUCUUCAGGAAUCUUCUCGCACGGCCGGUAGUAGCAUUCUCGUCCUCUACACACGGUGCAAAGUGCGUCAGCAGCAGGAGAAAUAUCUUGAAGCAUUAAAAAAAACAUAACUAGUAGCAGACCCCAUCCUGUGUGAAAAGUGUGUCCCAUGUGUAUGGUGCAAUAGUGCAAUUGCGAAUUCCCCCUCUUACCCCUUCCUACCCCUUACCGCGGGGGGAAGGUUCAUCGUAUCCGUGGCCGUCGUGUGUCUUUUUUCCGUGAUUCGGUUGAACGCGUAGUAGUAGUCGUGGUGGUUAAAUGGUCUUCGUUCGGUCCUCUCGAUCAAAGCAAUCCGUGCGCGUGUAUGUGUCGCUGUGUGGGUUAGUGUAUUGUUGUGUACAGUGCGUUUUGGGGCUGUGAAGUGUGCAUCUGAAGCUCAGAAGUGGCUCAAAAAAAGUUUGAAAAAGCUGUGAAUUAAAAGGGUGAAAAUUUGGUGUUGUUUUGUCCCCACCGAAGGGUGAAAAUAGUAAGCGUGUGAAAACAUCCCGGUUUUCCCGGUCCGAUUUAAUAUAGUGCGAUCCCGAUCCCGAGCGCGCGGGUGGAUUACGUGUCGUUUGCGCCGCUGCAAGAGCGAACACCCAUGGCCCGGCUUAUCCUCGUGUGGCUCGCCCUGUGCGCUGCCACCGUCCUUGCGAGCGGAUCGGCCGUGCCGCCGUCGGCCUGGUCGUCGCGGGUGCACCGAACGGCCCGGGAUACGAUGGGCGAUGGGCGGGACCACCAUGCCGCCGCCCAGCCCCGCUCGAUGCUGUCCUGCGACCGCGUCAACAACUUCUUCUCCUCCAUCAAUGUAACCGUCAGUCAAGGAUCACAGCACGACCAAGGCCCGGUGUGCGGCGGUAUCUGCUGCGAUGCCGAGACCGAACGACAGUUGCAGGCGAAGGCGACGAAAACCUUCGAACGACUAGUCAAACACCACAUCCGAAGCCAGCGGGGGCUCUGGGAAUCGGCUGCUAAUGUGUACAAAGACUAUCUGCUGCAGCUGCUGCAACAGUCGGAAAACAAAACGCUCAACCUGUUCUCGACCGUCUACCGCAAGAUGUCGCCGCUGUCCCGCGAGCCGAUCCGCGAGCUGUACGAAACCAUCCGCCAGAAGCUGCUGGCCGACCAUGCCGGGGACGAUUUCGAAAUGAUGACGAUUCUCUUCUUCCGCGAUCUGUUCCCGGUCGCGUACCACCACGCGAUCCACUCGGACGUUCACGGUACGGAGCGGGGCCGCCCGGCCAGCGCCGGCAACAGCAAUCGGGACUUUCACAGCGACUACAAGAACUGUCUGGUGCACACGUACGACGAUCUGAAACCGUUCGGCAUGGUGCCGCAGGAACUGUCCAGCUCGCUCGUGUCCUCCGUCAGUGCCGCGUCCGUGCUGCUGCGCGCCCUGCGCGAAGGGGCCGAGGUCCUGCUGAAGCUCGAGGAGGUGGGCGUAUCUGCGCCGAGCUGCCGGCAGGCGUUGCUACGCAUGAACUACUGCGGAAGCUGCAAGCGGUACAACCAUCUGCACGCCAAACCGUGCGCCGGCUUGUGCCAGAAUGUGAUGCGGGGCUGUCUAAUCGAGUUCGUUGGCGCACUGAACAAGGGCUGGUCGACGCUGACGGAGGCGAUCGUGCCGCUAAUCGGUACCGUCCGCUCGGUCGACGGCAUCGAGACGGACAUCAAAUCCCUGGACGGUAAACUGUCGAACGCCAUCAUGCACGCGAUGCAAAAUGGACCUCAGCUUGAAAAACAGGUCGAACAAGCUUGCGGCGUACCGUCGAUGAUGCCAUCCGAAUAUCUGGCCGACGGAUCGUACGACGAUGCACCGCAGACGCUGGCGGGCAGCAGCAAGUGGCCGCUCGCACCGAACAACGAGAUGCUCCAGUUCGAGAUGACGAUCGACAAGAACAAGGAUCUGUUCAUUCAGCUCUCUACGACGCUGUGCGAAGAUGAAGACUACCACCCGACGGACGAGGACUGCUGGACGGGCAGCAGCCUGAGCGACUACACCCAGCAGGUGGUGACGACGAUCGGCGACCGGUACAACCCGGAAGUGGUGUACAAUGCGAGCGCGACCGUCUCGCCCCACAUGCAGACGCUCGUCGAUCGGCUCAUCAAUCUCAAGACGGCAGUGAACAAAGCGUACUCAUCAAAUACGUUCAGAAGUGACGUAGACAAGAUGCAGUCCGAUAUGGCGGAAGGUUCGGGCGAUUCGUACCCCUCCGACGACGAUGAGGAUGGAGAUCUAGCCUCGGGUUCCGGCGACGACGUCAACCCGCGCACCAUUUUCAGAGACAAUCCCAACGUCACGCCCAGCCACACCGAUGUUAGCGCCGCGAAACGAAUCUCGACCAGCUCCUGCUGGAGUUUGAUCACCCUGGUUGCCGUGUGCCUGCAGGUGCUACUGCUCAGCAGCGACUUCUGCGGUCACUGAGAGACUGGUGCGCACACACACACACACCCGUCCUCCUGUCCCUGCUCUGGAUUAACACGACACACACACUCACCCUUCGAGAAGCAAGCGUAAGAAAUAGUGUAGCAUGAAAAUACGAGAUACGGCUACUACGUACACACUACUGCGGCGUACACACGAUCAUCUUCCUCAAGCCGGCGCAACGCAACCCAGUUCAGGCGGAAAGGUCGUCAAUUAAGUACCGAAAGGCGUGUGUGGCGGCGUGUUCCCUUGCGUGCACUGGCAACCGAUUCAUUAGUCAAGGCAUUAGUAUUCCCGCAGCCCGUCUUGGUGUGGGACGGCUGUGUGAUACCCGUCGGAGUCACUGCAAUCGCAAGGACUAAGUCAUGCACAGUCUGUUUUACUAUUUGAUGUUUCAUUCUUUUCUGUGUCACUCGUUAAGGUCUACUGUUAAGGAGAGCGGGAACGAAACGAAAUUCAGCUUUGAUGGUGGGCAGCUUUCCUAUUACUACGAUUGUAGGGAUUCAGUUCGUGCUGCUAGCAUUGGAAUUCAGCACCAGAGGUGCUUCCGGUUGAUCAUACCCCGCGCAGCUAUACGCGAAAAGGCCCAGCUUCUGUUAUUUUUAUGAUACGCCGUCUACGGCGGCCGCUAUCAACUGUUGUGUGUUUGUGUGUGUGCGUGUGUGUGUGUAUACACACGGUGCAGCUAAACAGGCUGCUCAGCAAAUCUCAAACCGAAAGAUCGAACGUUUCGAAGCUUGAUCUCUCGUGGAUGUGUCAGGUGGGGAUUUUUGUUUGUAAGAUUUCAGAAGUCAUUCGAGCCAACCGAUAACACAAAGAGAGGGGCGUACGUUUAGCAGGAGCGUGCGCUCUGAUGGUUUAAUGCCGUGAUGAUUCUUCCACUGUCAUUUAUUUAAUUCGAAAAUGUGUGUUUUUUGCGUAGAAAUCAAGAUUUUUUGUUUCCAAACCCUUGUCAGUCAUUGGAUCAUUCUGCACGACUUCCAUUUCGUCUAUUUCUCUCUUACUCUCUCUCUUUCUCUCUCUUUCUCUAUCUAUCUCUAUCAUCUCUUCUCAAGCGAGUAUGUCUACUUUAAUUAGUCGUUAACAAAAAGAAAAACAAGAAAAAACAGAUCAAUAUCGUAGCUAGACCAUUAUCAAAAAAACCGAAUUAAAAAAGCAAACUAAAAAAAAUCACAAAAAAACUCAUCCUAGAAUCACGAUAUGAUCAUCUUAUCUUUCUACUAAUCCAUACUAAACAAAAAAUGGAAUAAAAAGAUGAAUAAGGAAAUGUGUGCAGAUUUGAGCAGCAAGAAAUGGAAGAAUCGAAUCGGUCAUGAAAACAUUAUGUAAAUAAUUAACUUAAAUUCAAUCACCUAUCAAUGCUACCGUACCGAAACUGUAGCGGGCAAGUGGGAUGCAAACAACAGUUAUAACCAAGAUAAAAAAAGAAGCAAGAAAAAGAGGAAGAAGCAGAUUUUUUUCUUUCGUUUCAAAUAGCAACAUAGAAAUCAUGCCCGCAAGAAAACAACCUACGCAUAGAUUCGUAAACACUAGUUAACAAAUUCUUCUACACGCACGACACAUUCACUCGCAAGACACUUUGUUGACGCCGUGCCAGUGUGCCAGACGGUGUGUUAGCACACGGGAACACUCUGUCCCUGAUGUUGUGUUGCUUUCGGUGGUGUCGGACUAGCAAUUGAUAUCACGCGAACGGAACGAAGAGCAGUAUGAAUUUCCACUAAUCGUUGCAAACGAGUCGAGUUUUGGCAUGCGAGUUGCAUACUGUUAGGCGGCAUUGCUACCGCUUUCGAAAGUGUAUGCAAUUUGAAGCGCAAAAGUAGCUGCUGUUUUUAGCACGCCUAUCUGUCAUGGCAUGGGGCAUUAUCAAGCUAAGAUUUGUUCUGCCUAGUUCACGGCGUUGCUGUACUUCUUAUUUAUAUAUACACAACACACAUUCUUACUCAAUUUCAACCAGGCACAUAGUACGCCUGGUAGGCUACUGUAUGCUGUAUCAUCAAUCAUGGAGUGCCGCCAAAAGGAAAGGGCUACUGAAGCUAUCGCCAAUAUUUUUUUCUUUCUUUCAAAGUCAUUCGAUAAAGUCCAGAAACAAAAGUGUACAUUUUUGAGUGUGUGUGUAUGUGCGAAGAUUGUUUUUUUUUUUUGCUAUGUUUUGGUGCGUAGGUGUUGUUAAAUGCGGAAAUGUUGUUUUACGAUAGAACGUGCGCGGGAAGGAAUGAUUCGUUGUACAGUAGUGAUGGUACGGUAUGGUUUGUUGCGCCCACGCGUGGAAAACAGAACAGAAGCCCCACCCACUCGUGGUUGUGUGGUUAUGUGUGUGUGUGUGUGUGUGUGUGAAACGAGCCGGAAGUCGUUACGCAAUAGAGCGACACACAGAGACAAAUUAAACGCAAAAGCAAAAAGUAAUAACGAAGGAAAAACGGUCAACUGUGAGGUGUAGUAGCGCACGGAAUGCUAACCCAAUUGUUUGAACUAUCUGUGAUUGUGGGAAAAGAAGAAGGAGCGAUACGCAAAGAUGAAUACAAUCCGGUAUGCUAAAGAGAGAGAGAGAGAGAAAGAGAGAAAAUAGGAAUGUGUGUGUGUGUGGUUUUGGCGAGUGUGUUUGGUGAUCUUCGGUUUCUGGAAGCUGUAGGAAGGUGUGCAAAAUUAGAUGGUGUGCAAAAUUUAAUUUAUUGUUAGUAGAUUGUUGUUUACAUGGGCCUACUUACUGCUACUACUACUAAUACUACUACUACUACUACGACGACAAGCGUGCGAAAAAAGGGAAAGCGGGAAAGGCGUUCAGAAUCAAACGCAGUCUGAUCCGUAACGCUCCGUAACGCGUCCAAACUGCUAACAGUUUGGCGCAAGGGAAAGAAAAGGGAAGGGAAAUGUUUAAAUUAACACAUAGUUUACACCGCACACACUUGCGACACGAUUGAGAGAGGCCGAGAGAGAUAGAGAGUGAGUGGAAGGUUCACGUUUCCAGAACCAGACCGAUCCAGACAGAACGACCACUUGGGAAAGGAGGGUGUGCGAAAAGGGAAGCGUAAUCUUAUGGUGCCAUGAACCCCUUUUACUUCCGUGCGUUGAAAAGAAGAAAAAAAAUAUAUAGCAAAAAAAAAGGGUUUUGUUGUCAGAAUAACAAAUACGUCAAAACUCGUCCGCCAAACGUACGCGAGGACGUGCAUGAAACCAAUGGGGGAGAAACAAACACAAAUUUGCGGAAGAAGAAACGGAUCGCGAAAUACGGAAAGGAAUGCAAACAACAGCAGCAACAACAACAACAGGUAGCAUAAACAUUCAAAUGCUAAUUCCACUUCCAGUGAUAUAUCUUAGAUUUAGGAUUUUUUUUUUGUUUUUGCAAUUAUAUAUUAUGUUUCCGUAGUAUUCUUUUAACAUGUGCAUGUGUUGAUUUUCUCUGUCCCCUUCAAACACCUCCCCCCCGCUUUAGCCACGGUUCGGUAGCAAAGAAAUCAGUCUUCAAAAUUCGAGUCAUAAUUUGUAAAGCAAAAAAAAAACCCCUUACGGAAACUAACUUAAAAACGAAAAUCACCUACCGAAUCGCUAAAUGAGGGGGACAGUGACAGUGUUUUCCCGUUUCCUUCAUCCCGUCUCGCAAGCAUACAGCGCUUGGUGUAGUUCUAAAUUUUCAACGCUUGCGCACGCUCUGGAACAAAAUUCGAAAUCCGUGCAAACAUGCAAACAGAGGGGGGGGAAAAAAGCUUUCAAAGCCCUUAAAGCGUGCAAUCGGUUUAGCUAUGCAGGUGCAGGCUUCGUGGACAAGGCAAAACUUACCAAACAUCCCUCCUCCUUUUACUCCCUCCCCCGAAUACGGCUUCAUCCCUACGACGGUCGAAGUUGUACCGCAAAAUUAUUACCAUUAUAAGUGUUAAAAAAACUUGUUCGGAGAGCGAACAGGACAAAUCAAAGUGGGACGAAAAACAACAAAAAAAGCAAAAAACAAAACGCGAGAACGAAAGUGGAAGUGAGGAAGUGAAGCAAAAACAGAGUGGAAAAAGCGCAAUUUAUUUUGUAUUUAUCUAAUAAAUACAGUUCAAACACAGGAAGUAAAAAAAAAACAUGGAAACAAGAAAAAAGAAACGGUAAAUUAAAUAAACUAAGCGCAUGAGUAAAUAAGGUAGAUUCUAGGAUGGUAAUAUAUAUAAACAAAAAAGUAUAUAUAUAAAGAAUAGUUUUGAAAGCACGCAACUUGUUGGAACCGAAGCGGUGACGUAGCGGGGAAGAAAAACGGCACGACAGGAUCGUGGAUCGGAAAAAUGCAAUCCACACACACACACACACAUCCUACAACAGUCCCGUGUGUGCCGUGUGUGUGUGAACGCGAAAUGCGAGCGUAAUAAUGUGUAUUAUAUGUAGGCAAAAUAGGAUAUGAAGGGUUUUCUGUUCUGUUUUCUUUUUUUCUUUUCCUCGUCGUCGUUGUCGUCGAAAAGCAAGCAGAAGAAAUAAACAGAGCGAAACGCACUUAGAAAAGUGAUUCAGCGAAGCAGGACAAUGUGCUAACCAAUAGCAGUAGUAGGGAAAGAAUUGAAAUAAAAAUCAGAAAAAGCAACCUCAAAACACACAACCUCCUCACAAACGCACACACAUACACAAAAAAGCGGGAAAUUGUAGAAUGCAAACGAAAAAUAGACGGGCAUCUCAACCCUCCUUCCUCCCCCAGGCAGGCACAAUCGAUGAUCGAUGAGUGCGUGUUAAAUGAUGAGUCCUCCUACUCCACUUGAAUUAAUUUGCUUCCCAGUCUCUCGAUGUGAGAUAAAAUCGGUGCAAAUGUGUGCGAAACACAGAGAGAGAGAGAGGGUGGGGAAAAAGCAACACAAAAAUAAAUAAACGCACUGGAAAACGCAUAAAUGAACGAAAAAUAUAUACACAAACACAAGGAAGUGAAAUAGCCAUCGAGCGGUAGGGAAACGUUUUGCUGAAAAAUUGAACCCUCCAGCUGCAAAACUGCAAAAGUAAAACAAACACACUGCAACAAAAAAAAAAAAAAACAGGCAGAAAAAUAGAAUUGCAACAGAAACCCGUCAAACCAACCGAUACUGUGCAUAAGGAAAGAGAGGAAACAAUAAACAUAUUAUUCUGAACGAAUAACAAAAUAAAAA
Molecule: messenger RNA, 7794 nt
Organism: Anopheles coluzzii
Lineage: Eukaryota; Metazoa; Arthropoda; Insecta; Diptera; Culicidae
Gene: dally
Product: division abnormally delayed protein
Exons: 9
Coding region: 872-2695 (607 amino acids)
Biological process (GO): positive regulation of canonical Wnt signaling pathway; regulation of protein localization to membrane; cell migration
Cellular component (GO): cell surface; plasma membrane; extracellular region
Source: RefSeq, a predicted model, not a curated record